Salvelinus sp. IW2-2015 is the source of this 5025-nucleotide messenger RNA. Lineage: Eukaryota; Metazoa; Chordata; Actinopteri; Salmoniformes; Salmonidae. The record is from RefSeq and is a predicted model, not a curated record.
AAACUCCCGUGUUUAGUGACAGCUCCAUUUGUACAGUAAGAUGACAUCUCUCUCGGGGUCACAUGACACACUCCUUACAGUAAAAUACCAAUAUGGCAGAAGCGGUGGGUCUUGCGCGGUAACUAAAGCAACAUAACACAGGAGCACACUGUCAAAUUCAACACUAAUCAGUACAAGACCGCAGCGAUGAGGGAGAGACAGAAGAAAAAGAAGGGGAGGACAUGGGCAGAAGCUGCUAAAACGGUAUUGGAAAAGUACCCGAACACACCCAUGAGCCACAAAGAGAUCCUACAGGUGAUCCAGAGGGAGAGACUGAAAGAGAUCAGAAGUGGUACUUCCCCGCUGGCAUGUCUUAAUGCUAUGCUCCACACCAACUCUCGCAGUGACGAAGGGAUCUUUUACAAAGUACCUGGGCGAAUGGGGGUCUACACACUGAAGAAGGACAUUGGGGACGUGGUGAAGGAACUGUCUGAGGAGGGGUCAGAGGAGGGGUCGGAGGUGAAGGAGCUGUCUGAGGAGGGGUCGGAGGAGGAUGGUAGUGAUAAUCUGUCUGAUUCCCAGAGAAGCACAGAGAACAACAACUACAACGCUAACAACCAGGAGGGCAGGAGGGGACGGUGGAGGAGGAGAGGGCCCUCCAAGCUGCCGCCUGAUCCGUUGUCUCCUCAGCCACGCUGUUCAUCUCCCUCUGUCCCCAGCAGCAAGCUCAUCUCUCCCUCACAGAAACACUGCAAGAAGGCCCUCAAACAGGCCCUGAAGCAGCAGCAGCAGAGGAACCAGCGGAGACAAGGGGGCAUGCCCACAACCUCCAGCCCUAGACUACUGCUUAAGACUGACACCAUUGCCAGUAAGACCGACUCCUGUCCUGCUGCUGGUACCAGGAAGAUGUCCCAGAGGUCCAGUCGACUGAGUGCACGGCAACUGAAGCGCACCAAGUGUGCAGAGAUAGACGUUGAGACACCAGACUCUAUCCUGGUUAACACCAACCUGCGUGCCCUGAUCAACAAACACACCUUCUCUGUCCUGCCCACAGAGUGCCAAGAGAGGCUACUGACGCUACUGCCUGAGGGCGACCAACAGGCCUGUAUGGAUGGUCUGUUGAAGGUCACCAGUUCUGCCUUAAACAAUGAGUUUUUCACAUCAGCAGCUCAGUCCUGGAAGGAACGACUGGCGGAAGGUGAGUUCACUCCUGAGUUGCAGCUGAGAAUGCGUCAGGAGAUUGAGAAGGGGAAGAAGGUGGAGCAUUGGAAGGAGAGCUUCUUUGAGAACUACUAUGGUGAAAACUCUGGACUCAGCUUAGAGGAAUCCAAAGAGCUGCUUGAGUCUGGUCUCAGUUUGGAGCUCUCAGCCACCAAAGCCCAGUCGUCUCCUCCAUCACAGCCACGUCCUGCUGGCCAAGUACUGCAAGACGCCAAGAUCCCUGCGAACAGCUGCCAGACUCGCUCUUCAGAGAGGAGGCUCCGAUCUUCAUCACUGCCCAUAAACCCGACAUGUAAACCCAUAGAACCUACCAAGUCAAGGCCAGAGCCUGUUCAAGACGAACCAGUAGCAGUCCCACCCGUUGUACUACCGGUGCUGCCAAAGAUCGUUCAGAAGACACUGGAGGUUGAGUACCCCAGACACAGGACUCGUAGUAGAGGUUUAUCCCUACCUAUAGUGGCAGUGGAGGCAGCUCUUUUGCGGAGACAUGAUGUGGUGGAUUCAACCUCAAAGGUUACUCCACUUGGAGACAAGCAGAGGGAGAAAGAUGAGGAACAGGAUUUGAAAGAAGCCCAGCCAGACACCCCCCAGUACCCUGAGAUCCCCCCGUCCCCUGAGCAUCCCCCCGGGUCCCCGCUCCACUCAUCCCUCCCCGUCCCGUCUCCUGAGAUCCCCCCGCUCUCUGAGAUCCCCCCGUCCCCUGAGAUCCCACCAUCCCCUGCCCAGGAGAGUCAUCCAGAGGUCUGCCCCCAGAUGAAGCUCAGUUCAUCACUGCCCAUCGACCUUCCAGAGCCUCUGGGAGUGGACAAGCAUAGUGGGGAGAGGAGGGAAGAUGUUGGCGUUACACCAGAGAGAGGAGCCUCAGCCCCUGUGUCAGUCACCUCUGUAUCCGCCCCUGUACCCACCACCCCUGUACCCACCACCCCUGUACCCACCACCCCUGUACCCACCACCCCAUCCCCAGAGCCGUUGAAAAGGAAGUCCUUGUCCAGUGAACAGGAAGUAGAGCUGACUCCAGAGAAGAGGGCCCGCAUCACUCCACCAGCAGUAUCUGUGGUAACCUCUCCAGCAGCCACAGUAACAACAGCAGAGAGAGUGCCCCCGCUUCAGAUUACUGUGUCGCGAAUCCUAUCAGUCCCAGUCCUUGCAUCUCCAACCCAGGUGUCCCCCAGGACCCCUCUCCCUGUCUCCCUCAGUCCCAGUCCCAGCCCUAGUCCUAGCCCCGGACGCAUUGGUGCUCGCACUCUGGCUGACAUCAAGGCUAAAGCCCAGCUAGCCCGGACCCAACGUGCAGCAGCAGCUGCAGCGAGCUCCUUCUCUAAAGGUGCAGUACCAGGCCCAGGACCAGGAGGAGGCAGUGAAGAGCAAGGAAACCAUAGAGCUUCAGCUCAGACCCUCCACUCCAGACCCUCCUCCUCCACCCAAAGCUCCACCCAAUCUCAGUCAACCACCAAGCUGCCAGCAAGCCUCACCAUUGGUCAAUCUACCUGUCAAUCACCCGAUGCAUUCACCACACUAGCCCACUCCCGUUCUGUCCAAUCAGGCUCCUCUGUGCCCUUUGACCUUAGCCUGUCUCAAAGAGGCUCCAACACCAGCAGAGCGUCUCUCACUGAUGACCGACAGAGAGGCUACUCUGCUGGUAACAUGAGCCCAGGUUUUCUGAUGGGGCCUCAACAUGGGAACAGUCAACAUACAUCACACCCAUCAGGUCCCCAGUCAACCUCUAGCCUCACUUCAUCUGUGUGUGGUGUGAAGAGCCAGUAUGUAUCUGGAGGCUCCAUGGCAGCCAGGGCUAGCCACUUCAUCCCAGCCAACAACCCCCUGGUCACAUCUCUCCUCCAGGGGAAAGAGGUUCCUCUGGAACAGAUCCUCCCCAAGCCGCUGGCCAAGGCAGAGGUCCAGGUGGCCCAGACCAAACCCUCCCAUGAUGACAAAUGGAAGAUAAAGUCCCACAGCACAGCCGGGACAGCCAGUGGUGAAAGCCAGAGUCAGUACCUACACUCUGGUGGUGUGGAGGACAACAGUAGAUCCAAACAGCAAGGAUCCAUAGGCCGCUCCCCCUCUGCCAUACCUGGAACAAGAGCAGGUAAGUUGGCAGAGCUCCAGCACCAUCAAAGGGAAACACCUAACAAAGACAUCCAGGAGCAGAUCCUCAGGGCUCUGAUGCAGAGGGCCACCCAGCAGCACCAGCACCAGCCGUAUGGGGUCUCAGGCGAGGCUCAGCGUGCCCAGUUUGGAGCCUGCAAUCUAGGGCACCAGGAGGAGUGUGGGGAUCGUCCCCGGUUCUCUGCGGGGUUCCCUGGAAGGAAGAGGAUGUCCAGGCCUGCCAUGUCAGGGCACUACCUCCUCAAUGUUUCCACGUACGGACGAGGCUCAGAGAGCAGUAAACGCUCCCACCCAUUGGCUACCGCCAACACCUCACUGACCCCUCUGGCCAAUCUGAAGAGAGAACACACAGAGGGAGAGGAGCUGGCUAACGAAGGGGAGGAGUCAGUGGAGAAUAAGCCUCAUUCUCAUUCUAACUCAGCCGGGGGAGUCAAGAUGGAACAGCAGGGCUUCUCAAUCACAAAAAUGGGUGAAGCUCUGGGCUUUCAGCGCUGUUCCAGGAUAAAGUCUGAGUCUCCAUCAGUGGAGGGCUGUCCACCGGAACGGAAGGACAACAGUUUAGCCAGUACAGAGAGAGACAGUGGCACUUCUGCAAGAGCCAAAGAAACCAACCUUUUCACCCAAUCACAGCACAGGAGGCACCUGGAACUUUGCAAUAGUAAACAGGGUGGUCAUUCUGAGCCAUAUUGGGUAUCUGUAUCUCCCCACGUGGGGACCAUGGACCCCAGUCACCCCAGUACUCACCAGCAUCCGUCUGCCUUUCAAACCCAGAGACCUCCAAUCAAUAAUCAGGAAUCCAUGGUGGGGUCCUGCUACAGUGGCACCAUCAGCAUGUCUGUACCUCACACUCUGAGUCUGAACCACAGUGCUGCUGUUUCAGGUACCGCUUCCAGCACCUCCCUCUCUGUGUCAGGUAGUGGUGGGGACAGCGGCAGUGGCACCGGCAGUGUCAUGUCUUUCUCAGUGACCGUCACUACCAUACCUGCCGGUCACCCUUUGGACCACAUAAACCAGGGGGAGGGGUCUCCAGAGCAGGGGUGUAUGGAGGUAUCUGGUAUAGAGGACGUUCAGUCUAAAUGCUACUGCCGACUCAAAGCUAUGAUCAUGUGUAAAGGGUGUGGGGCCUUCUGCCAUGACGAUUGCAUUGGCCCUUCGAAACUCUGUGUCUCGUGUCUAGUGGUACGAUAAAACUAAUAAUGUUAGAAAUGUAGAAAUGAUUUGUUUCAAAUCUUUAUUGUUGCACCAAGGAAUAAGUUAGCAUCAAGUAAUCUACCAUUGUCAAUAAGUAGUUACCAGCAGGGUUGGGGUCAAUUCGAUUUCAAUUCAGGAAGUAAACUGAUUUGAAUUCCGAUUCUAAUUUUCUCACAGAAAAAAAGGGGAAUUGCAAAGUCAGUUUAUUUCCUGAAUUGAUUAAAUUGAAGUGGGAUUGACCCGAACCAUGGUUACCAGGGUAAAAUGCACAGUGGCCAUACUAAACCCAACCCAUGGUUUUCAGUGGGGAGGCAAAGCAUUUACGCUAGACGAUCAUAGUCUUGUUUAAUCUGUUCCAUCUGAGAAAGACUGGUUUGUUUUGGGCAAUUCACAGUAGUAGUUUUGUUUUGAACUGUUCAAAUCAAAUCUGCACCUUUCAGACUUGAGACAUGUUGAAUCUUGGCAAUACUUUGCACUUGGACAUGUUAGUGUUCUAUAUUUUUGUAAAGAUAGUUUAGAUUUUUAAAA